AGACACAUAUCAUGGUCAAAUCUCUGUCGAACAGACAGCGAACACUUGCGUAUUUGCCGCCUCCCUCUUGACGACGCAGACUACAGCAGCUAACAAUACUUCAACAUGAUGAACGGGGAUUCUAAAGUCUCCGCGCCUCCCUCUUCCUUCGUCUCAACGACCCAGCUGGUCUUCGACAAGAUCCCCAUCGUCGACUGGGCCUUGUCCGAGUCUGACCCUGCCACAUUCUACGAACAGCUUCGCACCGCAUUCGAGGACGUCGGCUUCGGCGUCUUCAUCAACAUCCCUGGAUUCGAAGAGGAGUUCCAGCAGAAGAUCUUCGCGUAUUCCGAACAGUUUUACAGCAAGCCACAGGCAUGGAAGGACGCUAUUUCGACUGAAAAGUCGAAGGCUAUGCGGGGCUACUUCCGCGGUGAGGAUGUCGAAGAAGAUAACAAGUCAUUCGCUGAAGGGUACCGGUUCGGAACUGACGUCCCAGAGCCUGUGGCGCAAGGAGACGAAGAGAUUCCAUUCUGGCGCACAUUGCAAGAAGGCCCCAACCAAUGGCCCCCGGAGGCCGACAUACCGGGCUUCCGGUCGGCCAUCGAGACACUGUUCGAACGCUACAUCGCGCUCAACCUGAGCCUUAACAAGCACAUCUGCACCCUUCUCGACAUCCCCGAAUCUGCAAUUAGCGACUAUUACACGGAGGAGCCUAACGGGACGGCUGCGAUCUGGCGCUACCUGCCGCUCACGCCCGAGAGGCGCGCGACGGCCAAGAACGGGUUCGUCAAUGGAAUGCACGAGCACCGUGACCCGUCGACGAUGAUCACCUGCCUGAUCCAGUCGCGCCCCGGCCUGCAGGUCCAAAAUCACGCUGGGGAGUGGAUCGACGUCCCUAUGGUCAAGGGCGGUGUCGUCUGCAACACCGGUAUGCAGCUGAUGAGGCUGACUGGCGGGAAGAUCGUUGCGACAACCCACCGCGUCAACACCAUGAAGAUCGACAAGGACCGCUACACUGUCCCGUACGCGUUCUCCACUCGUCUCGAGAAGCCUGUGCUGCCACUGCCGAAGUUCGCCGGCAGAAACGCAGCCAAGGAUCAUGUUCCUCCGAGCCCCCAGAUCUUGAAGCUGCACACCAUCGAGGACCCGUUAAUCCGCAGCGGCUACGCUCGUCUGACGCUGUUCCCGGCCGCUGCGGCGAAACUGUACCCGAAGGAGUGGGCUGAGGCUAAGGAGAUGGGUAUCCUCUAAGUAUUGUUAUCUCUUUGUCUUAUCCCCUGGAUUCAUAUCUCCGUCUACUUCGCCUCCAGUGUACUGUCUUGCGAAAUAUGUGUACAACAUGGUUUGACGUGUCCGCGACCAGUCGGUCAGAUCUUGUUCGACACUCGCCGGUUCAACCCGGAUGAGACCUUGUUCGCUUUUCAUGUACUAUUAUCUGGCUCUGUGACAGAUCGGUGUUUGGCCGGGUCGCAGCCUCAUAGUCGAGGCUGGACUUGGGGAAUCUCAUCUCUUUUCUCCCCUCAACCCUCACUGCCGCGCAUUGUGAACAAGACUUGGAGUAUCUGAGUACACAUUGGAUUAGAUCGUAUCGCACGAAGUGAUGUGCGAAAUU
Phanerochaete carnosa HHB-10118-sp is the source of this 1594-nucleotide messenger RNA. RefSeq lists its product as uncharacterized. The record is from RefSeq and is a predicted model, not a curated record. NCBI's taxonomy places the organism in Eukaryota, Fungi, Basidiomycota, Agaricomycetes, Polyporales, Phanerochaetaceae. Bases 106 to 1233 code for a protein of 375 amino acids. Gene Ontology annotation, molecular function: dioxygenase activity. The transcript has 5 exons.